Messenger RNA from Acaulospora morrowiae, 243 nucleotides. The record is from the annotation of a GenBank genome assembly. NCBI's taxonomy places the organism in Eukaryota, Fungi, Glomeromycota, Glomeromycetes, Diversisporales, Acaulosporaceae.
GAAUUGGUAAAAGCGGUCUCAAAAGAACAAAACAGUACAGUAACAAAGGAACAGCCCAUACCCUACAAUACGAGACCAGAAACGAUGGACAGGAAGAAUGACAAUCUCACCAUGAGAAUUUGUAAUAAACCUGACACUAAAUCAUAUUCUGACAAUUCAGAUCCUGGAGAACUGUUAACACUGCCAGAUGAUCAAGCUGAACAUAUGGAAGAAGCGUUGGUAAAAGAACGAGCUGCCAUACUA